Trichomycterus rosablanca is the source of this 1882-nucleotide messenger RNA. Its product is annotated as syndecan-1-like. The coding region runs from base 100 to 1155 and encodes 351 amino acids. Gene Ontology annotation, biological process: cell migration. NCBI's taxonomy places the organism in Eukaryota, Metazoa, Chordata, Actinopteri, Siluriformes, Trichomycteridae. The record is from RefSeq and is a predicted model, not a curated record. Gene Ontology annotation, cellular component: membrane; cell surface. The transcript has 5 exons.
CUCAGACUUCUGCAGGCGUCGAGCUGCUCUUUAGCUCUGUUAAGUACUUUUAUAUUUUUGCUAAUUCACCAAACAGCCGCCUGUAAUCGCUGUGAGAAGAUGAAGAUUCAUUUAGGAGUCCCGGUCCUUGUUUUCCUCUGCUUGUGGAUACCUGUUGCUCAGUCGCAGGAUGCUACUGCACCAGAAGAUCAGGAUGCAUCAGGAGAUGAUGGGGAGUUCUCAGGGUCAGGGUCUGGAGAAAUGGUUUUUAAAGACCCCACCGAUGACUUUGAAUUGGCAACUGAGGCAACUCCUAACACUUCAGUAACAGACAUCCCAGAUGUCCCUGUUAAGCUUCCAGUACAUCCUGUUACCCAGCCAUCCUCAACAGUCCCUCCUGAAGCUGAUCCUGGAACACCAGAGCUCGCCCACCUGGCUCCACUCCUGCCCACCACCCAAAUACCCGAGACCAUUUCACCAACCACCGUCCAGUCAGUCACCCCUUUCGAUUUAGGACAAGAACCAGAAGUUGACGAAACCACAGCAGCUCCUGAUGCUACACCGACGACCGUUCCUUCAGCUGACAAACUACCAGUGCCCACAACUAAGGAAGAGCUUAUGACCACCCUCAGUGAGGAUGUUAAAAUGGAAACCACAGCAUCAGUUCUGCUGGGGGAGUAUGAGGAUGAAACUACAGUUUCUUAUUAUGGGGAUUAUACUGAAGAACUUGGAACUACAGGACUGGCACUGAUCACAACAGCAUCUAGCGACCCUGCUGAUCCCGAAGCUUCAGGUGAUGAUGUUUUCAAGACAACUCAGGCUACCGUGGAGGACAAUUUCUUGGAAGAAAACAUCAUUCCAGAUGUGCACCCGAAGACUGAGGUUAAAAAAGAGGUUGAGGAGGAUGAUUUUGUCAUUGAAAAUGACAAUGAAAUUAGACACAAAGGAAGAUCUAGUGCUACUUUAGCUGACGACGAGAACCUCCUGGAGAGGAAGGAGGUCCUGGCAGGUGUCAUUGCUGGUGGUGUGGUGGGCUUGGCUUUCGCGGUCAUGCUCGUGGCUCUUAUGGUGUACCGCAUGAAGAAGAAGGAUGAGGGCAGCUAUUCGCUAGACGAGCACAAACACCCCAACGGAGGCUACCAGAAACCACAAAGACAAGAGGAGUUUCUGGCAUAAAGAGUAAACACACUGACUCUUCUUCUGUGCUUGACUGUCACUUAAAUCUCCCCAGAUUCCAUUUGCUUGGUGACACUUUGUUUUCCAUCCAUGCUGGAUGUGCAACACGGAUUGAUUUUUUUUUUUUUUUUUUUUUUACCUGGAAUUGGUGGAUGGAUCUUUAGGAAAGGUUCAGUUUGGGUUCUUCCCUUUGUAAUGAACUCUUUUACUCUGGAUUUAGAGUGUCGUUCGAAGCCCCUGUUAUGACCGAGUGACUGAAAAAGCCUUAUUGUUGUGGUUCUGCUUUCCGCCAAUGGAAAUCUCCAGCAAACGUGAACUGCCUUCUUAAUUCCACUGUGCCUUAUCUUCUGUUCCAGUGAACCAAAGUGCGCACCACGUGCAGCAGCAAGAGACCUCACCUACUUUAUAUGUUACCUUGGUAACAGAUAGUCGCUUUAGGGACAGAACAUGGAAUGCACUUUUUAAAAAAAACAUUACAAUGCUGAGUUAUGUUUUUCACUUGGAACUUGAUUCUGUUGUUUUGCUUUGCUUGUGUUUGUUUUCUCUCUUUUUUUUUGCUUUUUGUUUAAAUAAUUUUGAGUGUUCUAUGAGGGGGGAGAGUUGCUUUACAGGAUGGCAUCACCCAAAGAAUUGCCUGUUGUUGAUUUAUGCUUUCUUUACAACGUUUAUUGGUUUGUCAGGAUGAGCAAUGCAACUGUGUGUUUAAAAAUAUAUGUAAAUAAUUCUU